AAAGAAGUCCAAUCCUUCGUCUUCGCGACCCUCCGAAGCGACGCCAUCUUGGCCGACCUUAAUUAAUUUCGGAAUUCAUUUUCCUAAGUAAUACGCUUUUCGCGUACCUGAGAGAAAGAGAACGAGGUAGAGGGGAAGAAGGAAAGAGAAGUAGAGAAAUCCUCGCCAGUGGGGUCGGUCGACUUAGUCGGAAUUAUAGGGCGAUCUUCGAUUUUAAGGUUAGAGGUCCUUAGUCGAGGAAAAAUGGAUCUCGCGAGUGAGAUCUACGAGGAGGGAAAUUCACGACCAAAGCCGGGAGAAAAAGCACCAGUCUAGAGGAAAUUACACACAAUAAGCUAGGGAGAGCCAUUCGAGGUUAGGUUUCGAACUUUGUAUAAUUUUCUAUAUAUAUAGAUAUAUACACAUACACUCACACUCAUGCGUUCAUAUAUGUAUACACGAUAACGAUAUUAACAUGUACGUAUCCAAUCCCGUGCAAUCUCCUACAGAAAGUUUAGCACGUAAUCGUCAUUGGGUCCUCUUGGAGGAUUUUUCUUUUCUCUUUUGAAAAUCCACCUAUCAAAUAUCCCAGAUAGGAUGUCUCUUAUCAUUCCGAUAUUUUUAUUUUCAGGGACGUAGGAUGGCUGGAUUUGAGAUGAAUCAUAAACGAAGCAGAAUUGAAGGAGGGAGAAUGACCCUUUCUUUUUUUCUUUCCUUAUUUUUAUUUACACUUUUUCCCUCAUUGCGAAGGUAUUUACCAAGGUAGAAAAAGAACAGAGUGGUCGUUUCUUUUCUUUUGUUUUGACUAUUAAAUUUCGCGUCUAUGAGGACAGAACGGAAAAAGGAACAAUAAAGGAGCUAUUUUCUUGCUUCUUUGGUUUUACUUUAUAUGAACAGAUACGCUUCUUUUUUUAUUAUUAUUUUAUAUGAACAGAAAUGAAAGAAAAUGAUCGAGUCCGAUCCAUUUAUCCUACGUCCACGUAGAAAUCGUGUAAACUUCCUUCCGGAAGUGACGAGCGGGAAUUCGUUCGUCUCUUUUCCGAGAAAGAAGGAUAAGAUCUGGAUAAGCAUGGAAAGGAGUAGGGAAUUCGUGAUAAAAGAAGGAGAUAGCAGGAAGGGGAAUCCUCGUCUCGCGACCUCGCCGAUCCUACCUUAGAAUUCUAGAAAAGGAGAGGAAGAAAAGGAGGAAAGAGUAUCGCGCAUGCGCGCAGGUGGAAGCCGAGGGAGAGCGAAGCGUCUUGUAGAAAAGGAAAAAAGGUAAAAAAGGCUCGAGAAUAAACGGAAUAAAAUGAAUACGUAAGACCCGCUGUCUCGUCUCGCAUUUAUCUCCCCCUACCUCCUGUUUAUUAAAUAAUAAAUUCUAACCGAGUCCCAUUGUUCGUUCGUUAGAGCCAGGAAGCUUCGCAGGGGGUCCCUCUCAGUCGAGAGGAAGAGGAAAGUUGGAGAGGUAAGGGAAUUUGAGAGGAACAGGAGAGGCAAGGCAGUUUAAGGGGUACAGAAGAAGAGGGAUGGAAAUUCAAGGGAUACAAAUAGGUGAGACAAUUUAAAGAGAUAAAAUUGUCCGUGCUCGUUAGAGACUCUCGUGAGUUAAUUAACACGUUUUGGGAAUCAAUUGCACCCUCUUUUUCUUUUUUCUUUUCAUUUAGCGGCGUGGAAAUUCGCUUGGAGACACAUUUUCGGACGCAGUUUGUUAAUUUACACUUCGAGGAGGAGACGCGCAAAGGUGAUUAAAAAAUAAACUGGCCUAGAGGGAGAAGAAUUAUUUGGAGGAACGACCAAAGAAACUAGAGAAACGCCGAGAUGAAUGAAGAGCGGAGAAAUGACAAGGGGAGGAAGAAAAAUGAGAGCAACGGCGAGAUGAAAUAUAAAAUAUAAAAUAAAAGAUUCCGAAACGUGAGCGCGGUCGAAGUCGCUGAUUAAAGAAAGGGAAAUAGAAGAAACAACGAGAUAAAUGACGAGAGGAAGGACCGACGUCUCAAGUGAACCGGGGAAAGUCUUCGCAAAGGCAAAGGAAGAGGUAAAAGAGGUAAAAGAUGGAGAGGAGGGGAAAAGAGGCAGCAAGGAACGAGAGGGAAAAUCGGCGGCUGCGGCUAAGAGGGGAAAAUAGAAAAGCUCGUCGGGCCACGCUCGAUUCUUUCCUUUAAUUCCCGGCGUUUUUCUUUUUUCCCCUCUUUCUUCCCCCCCUUUUUCGAGAGCCGGUAAAAGCGCGGCCCUUGGCUACGGGAAAAACAUCUUUCAUCUUCUAAAGUACUCACUGACCCAGAUGCGCACUCGCGUUUAAAGGGAGAAGAAUCAGCUGUUCUCCCCCCUCCUCCUCCUCCUCCUCUCCCUCUUUCUCCCUCGCCGCGUAAACGAACCCCCGCGAAGGGCAUUAAACAUGCAGAAACGUCAAAUAAACGAGGAAACGAGUCUCCAAGGGGCGGAGAGCUUCGAUCGAGACGGUCAUUCUACGCUGGCAAUGCCUGUAAUUAAUUAAAGUAACCUGGUGCAUUGAUUUCACUAUAAUUACAUGUGAAUUUUCUCCUCUUUAACCCGUUCCAUUAGGAAGGACAUUCGACGGGUCAGUCGUUAAAAAUAACUAAUCAAUGAGAUUAAUUCGGGAAACUUUGUACAUUUAUAUGGCAUGAACUUUAUACGCGGUUUUAAUAACAGGCUCCUUGUUAUAAUUUUGGAAUGACGAGAGUACUUGUCUUAAUUUUGCGAAAAUGAAAAUCCGGCGCGGAACGUCUCGUUCUUUUUUCUUCAUUUUUUUCGGGUUUCUUGGUUUUUUUUAUUCGAGGCGGAAUGAUCGUUCGCGGGAGUACGAUUAGCUGGCAAACGAGGAGACGAGAGGAGGUUUUUUCCUCGUGUAGGUGGUCGAACAGGUAUCGAUUGGCUGUUAAUUAGGCCGCGUUCGAAUGGGCGACAGCGUGACAAUGUGGCAUCGUUAUGCACCCACCUGUAUUUAUAGGCGAAUGCUCUUAUUUAUGGAGCCGUGAGCAGCAUGCGCGAUAAUUAGAUCACCUACUCCUGUUGGUGGUGUGAAAGCCUUCCUCAGAUACGUAUGAGACCACUGAAAAUAAAAAACGAAGAGUAAUUCAAAUGAAAAGUAAUUCAAAUGAAAUUCAGUCGAACCUACUCAUUCUCCGAGAUAAGUAUAAGAAAUUCAAUAAGCGAGUUGGUUCGUUAAUUCACUCUUUUCUUUUAUUUCUUUAAACUAAAGAAUGAAAUCGCAGUAUAGAAAUGUGUCGCGGUCUGAAUUCAUUAAACGAGGUUUGCAUUUUACAAUUUGUCGAUAUUAUUUCGCACCAGCUUGGUACAACAAAGAGUAUCAUAAAUUGGGGGUGAGACUUGUGAAUUCGUUAGAAUAAUUAUUUUUAGUUUUAGUGUAAUGGUGACGUGGAAUUACUCGCGAAUGUACAUGAUUUAUCGUGAUUCCUUCGACGUAACUUUGUGGAAGCAUUUUCGUGUUUUUGGGGCACUCGAAAUGUUGGGUGGAAAAGAAAAAAAAAAGUUCAAAAAAUGCUCCAGGUGAGGCUCGAACUCACAACCCCGGCAUUGCUCACGAACACUGUCUUAUAAGUACCGUGCGCUAACCAAUUGCGCCACUGGAGCUAUUAGGAAUAAGGCCAGUAAUGUACAUUCAAGAGCUUCGUGGCCCCUUUUUCGUCGACAAGCUCAAAAUUCCCUGUAAUUAUGCUCAAAAACUGCAUAUACACUCUCAAGCCGUACGUAACAUCGCGGGAGAGGGAGGUUACGCGCGAUCGCCCGAUAACCUAACCUCUCGAUCAUAGCUUAGGAGGAGUAAAACUUAACGAAACUCGUUGAGCUUUGUUCAAAAGACCUCUUGAAGGAAACUCGGUCCCUCGUCGUCGAGAAAUGAUGUAAAAAUGAGUGAUAGGAGCCAGAAGCAAAGAAAAGUAAUAAAGUAAGGUGGAAAGAGCGGCGGGUAUAGUGCCAACCGAGAGCUGUUACCGUGGUGACUUGAAAGUGUUACCGUUUGAGAGUUUACCGACUAUUGAAUGUACUUUUUGACAUCGUUGAGGGCUUCGUUGGUUUGAAACUGAUUUUCGUUGAGGUUCUUCUUCCUUUUCUCGAUACUUUUACCGAAAUCGGACUAAAUCAGGGACGUGGGUUGUCGGUAAAAACACUGGUUACUGUAUCGAGACUUAACCUCGACUGGGCGCCAUUGUCGGUCAUAUAGAGAACUAUAACCACAACUAACGACUAAAAUUAUUAUAUGUAGAGAGAGAUAAAAUAUUAGAGAAAAGGAUAAGAAGAGUUGCAAAAUUAAUUAAAGGUUCAGAGAAUACUGAAAGAUUGAAGAAUACAGGAUUGGUUGUGUUAGAGAUAUCGGAGGAUCGGAUCACAUAACCUAAUUUUGCAUCGCUCACGUGUCCUGCAGGCGUUCCAUGCACACCGGGGGAAGUAUUGCAGUUUUCUCUGGGUUUCUUGCUGAAACGAAGAUUUUUAUUUGAAUUAGCUUCGUGCUAGGGAGAAGUAUUUUCUCGUCGCAAGAUGACCGGGAGCGACUUUCGUCUGAUUUUGAAGAACUUACCAGUCGAUGCAUCAGAGAAGGAGAUUCGACAAUUGUUUGAAAAAUAUGGGACUGUAAAAGGCGUUGAUAUUAAGGAGAAGAUGGAUUUCCAGGACAACAAGAUCAAGUUUGCGUUCAUUAACAUUGUUACUGAACACAAAAAGUUGAAUUCAUGUUUCAGGCACAUUAAUGCAACCAUCUUAAGAGAUCAAAAUUUGUUCGUCGAGGUGGCAAAGGAAAAUUUCCAUGAGCGUUUAAAAAGAGAAAGGGCCGAGGCUGCUGCGGAAAGAACUAAAGAUAAGGACCUAAAAACGGCCCACUAUGAGGCUUCUCGUACUCGAUUGACCGAAAGCAAUGUACCGGUCUUUGCAAAACAAUCUAAUAGUGUCAUUUUUCAAUGUGACGAGUCUAAGAAAGGAUCCUUUGAUGUUAAAUCAAAUGCUGUCUUACAUGUAAGUAGUGGUGAUGGUAGCGAAACAUCUAAGCAGAAGCGAAAUAAAAGAUCCCAUUUCAAUACUUCAUCCCACGAAGACAUCAACGGGAAAACAAAACAAAUGAAAGAGAAGGUAUUUGAAGCGAACGGAAUUGAGGGGAGACACGAUAUCAAUGGGAGAACGAAACGUAAGAAAGAGAAGUAUGAAGCAAACAAUAUUAAGGAGAGACGCAAUACUCCGACAUUCACAAAGAAUGGUCCAAACAAUUUCCUUGAGCAAAAUGAUGAAGUACAUCGACAAGCAUAUAACAAAGAGUCAGUCGUUAGCGAGGCAGAGAAGAAACGAUUGAAAUCCUUAACAGAGAAAAAGAGAUUAUUCAGAACUAAGGAACAGUUGAUUCGGAUAGCUCUACAAAAAGUGGACGUUGGCAAGAGUAAUAAAAUAAUUUUCUCAGAGGAUGACGAAGACAAGUGUAAUAAUAUUCAGAGCGAGACGAAAAAUCGAAGACAGCUGUUUGAGGAUGACGAGGGCGAUGAUGACACGACAUGGAACGAAGAGAAGUUUGAAUCGAUGGAGAACACCAAUCAGAAGUUGGCCAGACUACAGUCGAAAGUUGGGAACGACAAGCGAUUCAUACUUGACGAUCGUUUCUUGGAUGACGGUGAGGAUAUCGAACAGCCAGGCGAUGCGAACUCUGAUCCAACCGAUGAGAAAAACUGGCAAUUGGAUAUCCUCAGCGACGUUCUUGGAAAAACCGUCAAAAGGCCUGACAAAGUCGAAACAGUCCCAAGAAAGAGGAUGAUAAGGUACGACCCGACAGAAGGAGAUCAUAAGGAGUACGAAGUCAAAACCGAACAGUCUAAGGAGCAGAGUGCUACAAAAAAGAAGAAGAAGAAGAAGUUGAGUGUGACUGAACCAGAAGAGAGUGCUCCUCAGCCAGAGGUCUCGAAGGAAGUCUUCUACAAAGUGACUGAUACCCUGAAGGACGCGCUGAAGGAAAAGGAGAGUUUCAGUUUGUUGAAAACAUUAGGCAGAGCAGAUACCAUAGAACGACAAGAGGACCCAAAGAAUAAAAAGGCAAAAGCUGAUGAGCCAUUUCAGUUUAAUAAAGCUGCUGGAAAGGUGUUUAAAUAUGAUUCAUCCGACGAAGAGGAAGAGCAGGAAGAAGAGGAUGGCUCGAACUUGAAGAGUAUCACAUUUAGUUCGGGGGACCAAGAAGAGUCGACAAAUAAGUUUUUCUUCACUGCUGACGAUUCCCGUUUCCGAGGUGCUAACGAGUUCUUUGAGGUUAGUUCACCAGCCGAGGACUUCAAGAACAUGCGACGAGAAUUAAAACAAAUCGUACGAAUGAAGAUCCGCAACAACGUGCGAAAAGAGCUUCCCGGUCGAAGGAGAACCAAGAGAGGACGAUAAAGAGAGACGAGUCGAAAAAGGAAAUCCAAACGAUGGGUUCUCCAGCAGUUCUGGAGCUCACCUGGAGGAUGCUCUUCUGGGAGGGAGUGGCUCGCUGCAGGGCGACUACGAUGAGCCAGGAGCACUUCCCGUCACGAAUAUCGGUGCCGAAUUUCCCC
Messenger RNA from Orussus abietinus, 6500 nucleotides. RefSeq names its product probable RNA-binding protein CG14230. The coding region runs from base 4477 to 6342 and encodes 621 amino acids. The transcript is spliced from 7 exons. The record is from RefSeq and is a predicted model, not a curated record. NCBI's taxonomy places the organism in Eukaryota, Metazoa, Arthropoda, Insecta, Hymenoptera, Orussidae. Gene Ontology annotation, molecular function: RNA binding.